AUGUUUAGAGUGCUCAGCAGCCAGGGCGGCUCCAUUUGCAACGUUCAUCCCACCCGGCUUCUGACGGGCCCAGCUCCCUCCUCCCCUACGAUUCUAUUAAUCGCGUCCACUCGUUUCCUCUUCCAAUUCCCGCCCACGCCACUCGCUACCCCCAGCUCUGGUCGACCACCCCUUAUCUCCCUGGUACCAAACACAACCAUCAUCAUCCGCAUUCUGUCCGUUGGAGCAUCGGCCCGACAACAUUUCAACCACCGUAUAUCCCACCCACGCAACACAAGUCGCCGCACCAGCCAGAGGUGGUGA
Molecule: messenger RNA, 303 nt
Organism: Cordyceps militaris CM01
Lineage: Eukaryota; Fungi; Ascomycota; Sordariomycetes; Hypocreales; Cordycipitaceae
Exons: 4
Coding region: 1-303 (100 amino acids)
Source: RefSeq, a predicted model, not a curated record